AUGGGCUCAAUUGUUCACUAUGCACCUAUUUCAAGAGUGGUGGUUUUUGGAGGUACUCAUGGAAAUGAGAUGUCUGGAGUCACACUUGCUAAACACUGGCUGAAAGACCCUUCAGAGAUACAGAGACAGACAUUUACAACAGAGUCCUGCAUAGCCAAUCCAUUAGCUGUGGAGAAAUGUGUCCGAUACUUAGACCAAGACCUCAAUCGCUGUUUUUCAAAUGAAAUACUAAGAUCUCCGGAAUCUGAAGGUGAUCCAUAUGAAGUGAAACGAGCAAGAGAAAUUAAUCAGCAAUAUGUAUCUGGAGUUCCUUCUUUUGAUUUUGCUUUUGAUCUACACAACACCACUUCAAACAUGGGAGCCACAUUGCUCCGCUGCUCAAAGGAUGACCUCCUCUCACUGCACUUAGCAAACUAUUUGCAGAGCAACAGUGAGGAUCAGUCUAUGCCAUGCUACAACUACCUCAUCGACAUACCAGAGAAGGAUAAUGCAUACCUGCAACAUAUAACAAAGCAUGCACUGUGUUUAGAACUUGGGCCACAGCCUCAAGGAGUGAUCAGAUCAGACAUGCUUUCCAGAAUGCGAGAGCUUGUAAACCAAGCUUUGGACUUCAUCAAUCUUUUCAAUAAGGGUAAAGAGUUUCCAAGUUUUGAGACUGAUAUAUACAAGUUUGUAUCCAGAGUGGACUUUCCUCGAGACUCUACAGGAGAAAUAGCAGCAGUCAUCCAUGCUGAGCUGCAGGACAAAGAUUAUAUUCCUUUGAAGUGUGGAGAUCCAAUCUUUAAGACUUUGAGUGGAAAAGAUGUGUAUUAUGAAGAUGAGAAAGUCUUGUACCCCACAUUUAUCAAUGAGGCAGCAUAUUAUGAGAAAAAAGUGGCCUUCAUAUUAACUGAAAAAGUCAACUGGAAAGUCCCUGCUUUGAAAGUAGAACAGUAA
Molecule: messenger RNA, 936 nt
Organism: Staurois parvus
Lineage: Eukaryota; Metazoa; Chordata; Amphibia; Anura; Ranidae
Source: the annotation of a GenBank genome assembly